AUGUCACGAAGAAAAAUUGACAAGUUGCAGUCAAUGAAGCCUCUUUUCUAUGAGAACAGACCUAAGGAGAUGUACAUUCAGCUCAAGAACCAGACAGAACCUAAAGUGAACAGCAAGGUACUCAAGGCGGCUUUAAUAAGAAGAGGUUCAGAGGCUAUUAGACGUAUGUUCAAGUUGAAGGAGUGCGAGCCUUACUUCAAUAUUCUCUAUAUGAAGGGAUACAUUGGAGACGAGGACCACGAGAGGCUCAAGAUUCAGAAAAAGCUACAGGAACUUGAACUGACGCAGUUGGCGAUGGAGGCAGAGUCAUUCAAAAAGGGAUGGGCCCAAACAUUCUUUCCUGUUUGCCAGGAAACCACGAUGAACGAGGCUCUAAGAAGAAGAAUCAAGUCGAUAGACGAUAGAAAGGACCAGCAUUCCAAGCAAUGGAGUGUGACCGACAUCUAA
Molecule: messenger RNA, 447 nt
Organism: Brettanomyces nanus
Lineage: Eukaryota; Fungi; Ascomycota; Pichiomycetes; Pichiales; Pichiaceae
Exons: 2
Coding region: 1-447 (148 amino acids)
Biological process (GO): post-translational protein targeting to membrane, translocation
Cellular component (GO): Sec62/Sec63 complex
Source: RefSeq, a predicted model, not a curated record